Molecule: messenger RNA, 622 nt
Organism: Wallemia mellicola CBS 633.66
Lineage: Eukaryota; Fungi; Basidiomycota; Wallemiomycetes; Wallemiales; Wallemiaceae
Product: ARF/SAR
Exons: 4
Coding region: 1-564 (187 amino acids)
Biological process (GO): intracellular protein transport; vesicle-mediated transport
Cellular component (GO): Golgi apparatus; cytoplasm
Molecular function (GO): GTPase activity; GTP binding
Source: RefSeq, a predicted model, not a curated record
AUGGGUGCAACACUCAGUGGGCUCGCGAAUGUGUUCAGACCGCUUUUAUUCUGGACAAAAGGGAAGGAAUGCCGUAUUUUAAUGCUCGGUUUGGAUGCAGCGGGUAAGACGACGAUAGUAUAUAGAUUACAACUCGGAGAAGUAAUACAAACUAUACCAACUAUCGGUUUCAAUGUUGAAACUAUCAACUACAGCGGAUUACAACUCAAUGUUUGGGAUUUGGGAGGUCAAACGUCUAUCAGACCAUAUUGGAGGUGUUACUAUGCUAACACACAGGCGGUAAUCUAUGUCGUUGAUUCCACUGACACCGAGAGAUUGCCAACAGCCCGGUCAGAAUUGAUAACAAUGCUUUCCGAGGAGGAGCUCAAAGACGCAAAGCUGCUCGUUUUGGCUAACAAGCAGGACAGUCCAGCUGCGCUUCCUGUAGCUGAAGUGUCGCUACAGCUCGGGCUUGAUAACCUCAAAGAUCGCACCUGGAGUGUACGCGGAUGCUCAGCUAUCCGUGAAGAUGGUCAGCUCAACGAGGCACUCAAUUGGCUGGUCGACGAAUUGAAGAGUAGUUAGCUAUUUCAUUUUAUGUUGUAUUUUAUAUUUCGUUAUAGAUUGAGUUGUCUUUUUGCUA